This is a messenger RNA of Lolium rigidum, 1077 nucleotides long. RefSeq names its product probable carboxylesterase 17. Lineage: Eukaryota; Viridiplantae; Streptophyta; Magnoliopsida; Poales; Poaceae. Gene Ontology annotation, molecular function: hydrolase activity. The record is from RefSeq and is a predicted model, not a curated record. The coding region runs from base 1 to 1077 and encodes 358 amino acids. The transcript has a single exon.
AUGGCCAGCCCUUGCUGCAAGGACACCUGCUGCAAGAAAGAACUAGUCGACGACAUCGCGGGGUGGAUCAAGAUCUACAACGACGGCACAGUGGAGCGGCCCGCCCCUCCUCCGGAGGCACAACAAUUGGCAACUUCCAUCCCACCCUAUGACGUGCCAUGCAACGGAGUGACUGUGCAUGACAUCCCGGCCGACCCACCUCUCCGCCUGUACCUCCCGGUGGCGGCCCCUUUGAACGGUCGACGCCUCCCCGUGCUACUCCACUUCCUCGCCGGUUCGUUCUGCAUCACCGACCCCUCUUGGGCGAUGUACCAUUCCUUCUACGCCCGCCUCGCCGCCUCGAUCCCCGUCGCCGGCAUCGUGUCCAUCGCCCUCCCUCUCGCCCCGGAGAACCCGCUCCCGGCGGCCAUAGCUGCAGGCUAUGCCGCCAUUGACUGGUUGAAGUCGCUUGCUCGACCUGUGCUGCCCAACGAGCCAGUCCCUGAGCCAACGUAUGACCCCGUAAACAGGCUCAGGGACGUCGCGGAUUUGUCACGUGUGUUUCUGAUAGGUGACAGCAAUGGUGCUAACCUGGCGCUCCAGGUGGCCGCCGGGUUCAGCACGGCGGAGCCAGGGUACUGGGGCCCCGUUGGGCUCGCCGGAGCCAUCCUGCUAAACCCCGGGUUUACCCGGUCCACCCCGAGCCGGUCCGAGUCGACCGACCCCAUGAACAGGUACAUGAACCGCGAGCUUGUGGGCAGGUUCCUGAAGCUGGCUCUCCCGGAAGGCGCCACCCGAGACCACCCUUACAUCUGGCCCGUCGUCGACGCCGCCGCCGCCAUGCCGCCGCUGCUGGUGAGCAUUGCGAUGCUGGACUCGCUGCGCGACCGGCAGGUGGAGUACUGCAACGCCAUGCGGCGCGCUGGGAAGCACGUGGAGGUGGCGUUGAGCGCCGGCGUGGACCACAUCUUCUACCUAAAGCACGGCUUGAUCGACUCCGAGCCGGAAAAUGACGAGACCGCAGCGCGCAUCGCGGAGCUCGUCGAGGAUAUCGGACGAUUCAUCGGCCGGCGCCACUGCUGUGUUGCCCGUCUGUAG